Necator americanus (New World hookworm) is the source of this 309-nucleotide messenger RNA. RefSeq lists its product as uncharacterized. The record is from RefSeq and is a predicted model, not a curated record. The transcript is spliced from 2 exons. NCBI's taxonomy places the organism in Eukaryota, Metazoa, Nematoda, Chromadorea, Rhabditida, Ancylostomatidae. Bases 1 to 309 code for a protein of 102 amino acids.
AUGCGUAAUAUCGUCAUUAAAAUAGUCUACGUAGUCGCCCUGGAUCGGAGACAUGUCUGCUUCACCUGUUUCGGUUCUCUCUUUGAGAACCCUCAGACUAGCAAUGUCCAGGUGGUGCCUCCUAAAGCCUUUGACGCUCUUUGGGAGAACCCGCAAAGAGAUUACGAAACUGAAGUAUCUACCGGUGUGCAGAGCACGAUCUCUUCUGUACUGGCCGUUAUAAUUACAAGAAGUGAAGUUCGACAAGAUGUAAACGACAAAAUGACUAGGGUAGCGGUCACGUGCAAUUUGGGUAAAGAGUUUGGAUAG